Molecule: messenger RNA, 5033 nt
Organism: Anoplopoma fimbria (sablefish)
Lineage: Eukaryota; Metazoa; Chordata; Actinopteri; Perciformes; Anoplopomatidae
Product: vitellogenin-1-like
Exons: 34
Coding region: 1-4977 (1658 amino acids)
Biological process (GO): lipid transport
Molecular function (GO): lipid carrier activity
Source: RefSeq, a predicted model, not a curated record
AUGAGAGUGGUCGUGCUUGCCUUGACAUUGGCCUUCGUGGCUUGUCAACCUCAUAACUUGGUUCCUGAUUUUGCUGCCGGUAAAACUUAUGUGUACAAGUAUGAGGCCCUGCUCCUGGGCGGUCUGCCUGAGCAAGGUCUGUCAAGAGCAGGACUCAAAGUCAGCAGCAAAGUUCUCAUCAGUUCUGCAGCCGAAAAUAUUUACCUGCUGAAGCUUGUGGAACUUGAGAUCUUUGAGUUCAGUGGCGUCUGGCCUAAGGAUCCUUUAAUCCCAGCACCCAAGCUGACUUCAGCCCUGGCAGCCCAGCUCUUGACUCCCAUCAAGUUUGAGUAUGCCAAUGGUGUUGUUGGAAAAAUGUUUGCCCCUGAGGGGGUUUCCACAAUGGUGCUCAACGUCUACAGAGGUAUCCUGAAUGUCCUUCAGCUCAACAUCAAGAAGACACAGAAUGUCUAUGAGUUGCAGGAGGCCGGAGCUCAGGGUGUGUGCAAGACCCUCUAUGCCAUCAGUGAAGACGAAAAGGCUGAACGCAUCCUUUUGACAAAGACCAGGGAUCUGAACCACUGUCAAGAGAGGGUUGUGAAGGACAUGGGGAUGGCAUACACUCAGAAAUGUACAAAGUGCCAGCAGGAUUCAAAGAAUCUGAGAGGAGCUACAGCAUACAGCUACGUCUUGAAGCCGGUUGCACAUGGCAUCCUGAUCCUUGAGGCAGCUGUCCAUGAGCUGAUCCAGUUCUCCCCAUUCACUGAGCUCAAUGGAGCUGCUCAGAUGGAGACCAAGCAAUCGUUGGUCUUCCUUGAGAUUCAGAGGGCCCCCAUUGUACCCAGCGAUGCUCAGUAUCUUCACCGUGGAUCCCUUAAGUACGAGUUUUCCACUGAGCUUCUUCAGACACCCAUUCAGCUCAUCAAGAUCACCAAUGUACAGGCCCAGAUUGCAGAGGUUCUGAAUCAUCUGGUUGCUCACAAUAUGGAGAAAGUCCAUGAGGAUGCCCCUCUGAAGUUUUUGGAACUCAUUCAGCUCCUCCGUGUAGCACGCUUUGAAGACCUGGAAAUGCUUUGGAGCCAAUACAGAACCAAACCUGCCUACAGACAGUGGAUCUUGGAUGCCAUCCCCACCAUUGGAACUCCUGUUGCUCUGAAAUUUAUCAAGUUUAAAUUACUGGCUGAUGACCUUUCUGUUGUGGAAGCUGCUCAGGCUUUGAUUGCAUCUGUUCACAUGGUGACAGCAAACACUGAGGCCAUUAAGCUGCUUGAGUCCCUGGCAGUCAACAACAAGAUACUAGAAAACCCAGUUCUGCGUGAGAUUGUCCUUCUUGGCUAUGGUACCAUGGUCGCAAAACACUGUGUUGAGUUGGCUGACUGCCCUGCUGAACUUAUAAAGCCCAUCCAUGACCUCCUUGCCGAGGCUGUCGCUAAAGAUGAGACCCAGGACAUCAUUCUGCUCCUGAAGGUUUUGGGUAACGCUGGUCUUCCUACUAGCCUUAAACCAAUCACAAAGAUCCUGCCCAUACAUGGCACUCCAGCUGCAUCUCUGCCCAUGAGAGUCCAUGCUGAUGCUAUCCUGGCCCUGAGGAACAUUGCAAAGAAGGAGCCCAGAAUGAUCCAGGAAUUGGCUCUUCAGCUCUAUAUGGACAAGGCUCUUCACCCAGAGCUCCGCAUGCUUGCAUGUAUACUGCUGUUUGAAACAAGUCCUCCAAUGGGUUUGGUGACAACUCUUGCCAACAUUGUUAAGACAGAGAAGAAUCUGCAGGUAGCAAGCUUCACUUAUUCUCACAUGAAGUCCCUGACCAGGAGCACCGCCCCUAUCCAUGCCUCAGUUGCUGCAGCUUGCAAUGUCGCCAUCAAAAUCUUGAGCCCAAGGCUGGACAGACUGAGCUUACGUUUCAGCAAAGCCAUCCACAUGGACAUCUAUAACAGUCCCUUGAUGCUUGGUGCUGCUGCCAGCACUUUCUACAUCAAUGAUGCUGCUACCAUUCUGCCCAGAUCUAUUGUGGCUAAGACCAGUGCCUACCUUGCUGGAGCUGCUGCUGAUAUUCUGGAGGUUGGAGUAAGAACUGAGGGACUCCAGGAGGUUCUUCUGAAAAACCCUGAACUCAUUGACAAUGUUGACAGGAUCACUAAGAUGAAGCGUGUCAUUAAGGCUCUCUCUCAGUGGAAGGCUCUGCCCACCAGCACACCUCUGGGCUCUGUCUAUGUCAAAUUCUUCGGACAAGAAAUUGCCUUUGCUAACUUUGACAAAGUCUUGGUUGACCAGGCCAUUGCGCUCGCCACUGGACCCUCUGCUCAGGCAAUGGGUAGGAGGGCCAUCAGGGCUCUGCUGUCUGGUGCUUCCUUCCACAUUGCUAAGCCAUUGCUGGCCACUGAAGUGAGGCGUAUCAUGCCAACUGCUGCUGGUCUUCCUAUGGAGCUCAGUCUGUAUACUGCUGCUGUGGCUGCCGCAGUUGUUCAAGUCAAGGCCACCACAACACCAGCUCUGCCAGAAAAAUUCCCUCUUGCUCACCUUCUGAAGACAGACAUCCGGUUUGAGACUGAGAUUAGACCAAGCAUUGCUGUGAACACAUUCGCUGUGAUGGGGGUAAACACCGCCCUACUCCAGGCUGCUAUGAUCUCAAAGGCUAAACUCCACUCCUUUGUGCCCGCAAAAAUCAUUGCAAGACUUGACAUCAAUGAGGGCUCCUUUAAGGUUGAAAUUCUGCCUGUUUCUGUGCCUGAACAAAUUGCAGCUGUGCGUAUUGAGACUGUUGCUGUGGCAAGAAAUGUUGAAGAUCUCGCUGCUGCAAAAAUCACUCCCAUCAUCCCUACCAAGGUCUUGCAGUCCAUCUCAAGGGAGAUGCUCUCACCUGAGAGUGUUUCAUCUGCUGCUGAUAGUUUGUCAAAAUCCUCAGAGAUCUUUAACCAGGAUGAGGCAACCAUUAUGAGACGCAAAGCAGUUCAGUUUGAGAAGAAGUACUGUGCCAAUGCUUUGGCCAUUGGACUGAAGGGCUGUUUGAGGGUUGCCACUGAAAACGCUGCUUCCAUCCGUGACAUUGCCCUUUACAAACUGGCUGGAAAGCACUCUAUCGCUCUUACCAUCAAACCAAUUGAAGGCGAGGAAAUUGAGAGACUGGUGAUGGAGGUUCAAGUUGGACCAAAGGCUGCAGAGAAGCUCAUUAAACAGAUCAACCUGAGUGAAGAAAUUGUUGAAGAAAGACCGGCUUUGAUGAAGCUCAAGAAAAUCCUGGUUCCUGGUCAGGAGAAUAUCAACUCAUCUCCCUCCUCUAGCUCCAGCAGUUCUUCCAGCUCCUCAGCCCGUACCAGCAGCAGCAGCAGCAGCAGCAGCAGCAGCAGCAGCAGACUCAGCUCCGCCAGAGCUGUGAGCAGAACUAGCUCUGCAUCUAACCUUGCAUCUCUCUUUAGUGCUGACUCAAGUUCCUCUAGCUCCAGUGCUCGUCUCUCAAAGGGAGCGAUUUAUAGCCACAAGUUCCAGAGGAACCACAAAGCCGAGGUACGUUUAGAUGGGGAUCUCACCUCAGUUGCAGUUUCCAUGAGCAGGAGCAGUGCCUCAAGCUUUGAGGCCAUCUACAGACAGAACAAAUUCCUUGGCACUGGAGUUGCUCCUAUCUUUGCCAUCAUCUUCCGUGCCGUCAGAGCCGACAAAAAGAUAAUGGGAUACCAGAUAGCAGUCUACCUGGACAAACCUACUGCCAGACUUCAGAUUAUUCUGGCUGCCUUGGCUGCCGAUAACAACUUUAAGAUCUGUGCUGAUGGGGUUCUGCUUAGCAAGCACAAAGUCACAGCUAAAAUCGCAUGGGGAGCAGAAUGCAAGCAAUAUGACACAUUGAUCACAGCGGAGACUGGUCUUCUUGGUCCAAGCCCUGCAGCUCGCCUCAGAGUGUCCUGGAACGCACUGCCUACAGCACUUAAACGCUAUGCCAAAAAGAUGUAUGACUACAUUCCUGCUACCAUGCUGCCUGGCUUGAUAAAAGCAAAGACUGAAACAACUGCCAAUCAGCUCUCAGCGACAGUGGUUGCCACAUCUGACAAGACCAUUGACCUCAUUUGGAAAGCACCAACAAAUACUGUCUAUAAGCUGUCUGUGCAUCUUCCCAUCGCUAUGCCACUUAAAGAAAUCAAAGGUCUCACCCCCUUCGAUGGCGUUGCUGAUAACGCCCACUACUUGCUUGCCAAGGCUGGAGCAGCUGAAUGCAGCUUCAGCAAAGACACACUGACCACAUUCAACAACAGGAGAUACAAGAACCAGAUGCCAUUGUCUUGCUACCAAGUUCUGGCACAGGAUUGUACUGACGAGCUGAAAUUCAUGGUUCUGCUGAAGAAGGAUCAAAUUGAGCAGAACCAUAUCAAUGUGAAAAUUGCUGACAUUGAUAUUGACCUGUACCCGAAGAACACUGACUUGAUUGUGAAGGUCAAUGGAAUGGAAAUACCUAUCACCAACCUGCCAUACCAGCAUCCCACAGCUAAAAUCCAGAUCAGUCCAAAGGGUGAGGGCAUCUCUGUGUACGCUCCCAGCCUGGGUCUUCAUGAAGUCUAUUUUGACAAGAACUCAUGGACGGUUAAAGUUGUGGACUGGAUGAAGGGACAGACCUGUGGACUCUGUGGAAAGGCUGACGGUGAAGUCAGACAGGAGUACCGCACACCCAACGGCCGCUUGAUCAAGGACGCAGUCAGCUACGCCCAUUCCUGGGUUCUGCCAGCCGAGAGCUGCAGGGACACCUCUGAGUGCCGCAUGAAGCUCGAAUCUGUGCAGCUGGAGAGGCAGGUAAACCAUGGCCAGGAAUGCUACUCCGUUGAGCCUGUUCUGCGCUGUCUGCCCGGCUGUUUCCCUGUAAAGACCACCUCCGUCACUGUUGGCUUCCACUGCCUGCCUGCUGAUUCUGCCAUGAUUCGCCCAGAGAGUCUGAGCAACAUGAACGAUAACAGCGUGGACCUCAGGGAAAAGACAGAAGCCCACCUCGCCUGCAGCUGCACUGCUCAGUGUGCUUAACUACACCUCAUCUGUUCGUCAUUUAAAUAAUGUGCAUGAUAUGGAUGCAAUUCUUA